Mercenaria mercenaria is the source of this 4077-nucleotide messenger RNA. RefSeq lists its product as uncharacterized. Bases 416 to 2752 code for a protein of 778 amino acids. NCBI's taxonomy places the organism in Eukaryota, Metazoa, Mollusca, Bivalvia, Venerida, Veneridae. The transcript has 12 exons. The record is from RefSeq and is a predicted model, not a curated record.
UAUCCGUGCCAGUUUCACAGGUGAAUCAUUGAAAAGAAUCUUCCAAACGUUUCGUAGCUAUUUUUAAUGUGUUAUACAUAGUAAAGGUUCUUUCAUUAUCCAGAUUCUGGACGGUAUAAACGUUCGUUUUCCUGUGAAAUUAUUUAAGUGCUUCAAGAAACUGUGGAGAUACAAGCCCUCCCUGGAUUUUAGUAAACCGUCCACGAAUCAAAAUCUCGUGCUCUCGUGACUUCGAACGCGACUUGAGCUGACACCUGGUUCGUUAUCGUCUGCAGUGGUACCUCCAUGCUGGAUUAGCGUCUCCUGUUUCGCCAUUUCGAUUUUCUCAGUGCGGAUAAAUAGUCUGCAAAAUGUAUUUCUAUCACCCACAUACUGGCAGAUUCGAACAGGUUAGGCUAUAAUACGGGCGGGAACCAUGGUUAAAAGGAGGUCCCGAUUUAUGCCCGGCUUCCAGUCCCGCUUUAUGCCCGCUCCAAGACCACUUCCGAGCACGAGGUCCUCAGUGCGCGCGACAACAUUUGCCCCGGUCAGUUCCAGAUACGCAUAUGACGAUAUCUAUGUUCCCCACAGACCAUCUGUGCUUCCACACUACUCAUAUGACACAUCAGGGAGCGAAUAUGCAACAGCGUCGGAUAUCAACCGGGAGCUAAUCAUGUCAUCUGCAGCCAUGGAGGACAACUUCGACAUCUCGGCAAGGUCUAGACAGAGAGACAAGGACGUUCUGGCAGCCGCAAACAGAGCUAUCAGUACCCCUGUGGAAACACCAACACUAAAUGAGCCCUUGCAAUCCAGCGCUGAUACCACGGGCUAUACAAGACGACGAUCGACAGCCAGGCGCUCCAAAGCACCACGCUCAAAUAGUGUACCACCAAAACGACCAACAUACACAACCACCACCACAAUUCUACCUUUAGAUUUAAAAGCAUCUGAUCCACCAAAACCAUCAGCAUAUCUCAAUUAUUCAAAAACAUUGGACAACAUCAGACAAUUAAGAGGCGGCACAUAUGAUCCCAUGUACUCUGACACGGUUCGAACAUCAUUUUCACCUGCACGCGAUCUCUCGCCUUAUAGAACGGAAUCGCCAUUUAGAUCUUUAUCGCCAUACAGAUCUGUCUCGCCAUAUCGGGAUGUAUCACCAUAUAGAGACACGUCACCUUCUUUAUUAGAAACAAGGUCGCGACUGGUAAAAAAACGACAUAAACCGCCGCGAGUUCUUGCUUCGAAGAGAAGGGUGGGAAACUAUUAUGACCGUCUUUUGUCGAAAAAGUCGAAGAGUGGUAAAGAAGGAAAAUAUUGGCCGUAUAUUGACGUUGAAGAUAUCGAUAAAGAAAGUUUAGGCGAUAUAUUAAGUGAUACAGAGCAAGAUUCUACAGGCAAUAUAAAUUCUGGUUACCACUAUGACUACGUUAUAACAGGUGGUGAUGAUGGGUUAGGUGGAUCUUAUGAACCAGUAACUUAUUCGUAUAAUUACGAACCUGAAUCAGACAUUCCGGAUGAUUACGUACCUUUUAGGCCUAGAGCAAGGGUUGUAAGUCCUGAGCGCGACUAUUCACAAAUGUCAAUAUUACCUUACCUUCCGGCUCGCGAUCCUUCUAAAAAUACGGCGCAGGACGAUAUUUCAUUUAAUGCAGUUGUAGCCGCUUCGGCUGCAAGAGCGCGAAGAGCAUUAGAAAAUAUUAAUUGGAACGAGUAUGAAAGUGCCGGCCUCGUUCUGAGUGUAGAAGGGGAAUAUACGCCUCCUUCAGAAGAAGCCGCGUUAGGGUUUCGGUAUGUCAGCCGCCCAAUUAUGCUUAAGAUACCCGCAAGUCAGAGAGUACGCGCAUCUGAUUCCGACAAUGCAUUUACCAAAUAUAUGACGGAUUUACAAAAAUUCAGGGAGGGUAUACGUGCGCGUUUAGAGGACGGCUACAAGGCGAUAUCGCGGGAGACCGCCUCAUGUAUUGCACCCACACUACCAGCAAUUACAUCAUCAUCAUACACAUCAAUGUACACUCGACCAAUCAGAAAACCAUAUCGAUCACGCCUGACGGAAGACACAGGAUACAAAUAUGGGCACAGCUUAGAGUUAUAUCCCCUGUCAAGUGGAUCAAGUUCAAGGUCAUUGACGUCAUCUGAUGAUCUUCCACAUUCGGGGUCUAUCAAACUGUACGACUCUAAACACGAAAAAUACGAUAAAUUAGGGACUUUGGCGAGAGUCGAAAUUAAGGCGGCACUUCUAGCAAAUAAGGUGGAAGUUAACCUACCCACAAGAAAGCGUUCCCCCAGGUCUAGCUAUGCACAGGCUAAACUCAGACAGAUGCGCAAAGAGAAGCAAAGGGAUGAUGUCGACGUUGAACCCGUUGUAUUUGCUGAGGUUACUUCCGGCCUUAAAGCGCACGCGCCAGUUUAUGACCCUACCUUUGGGAAACCCUACUGGGGUGUAGAGGGCGUCAGAAAGCCAAAUAUAAUGUCGUGGCAGUAUAGAUUAGACACAUAUGCGUCUCCGGACGACUUGAUUAUAGUGCCGCGAUCACUAAAUGCCGUACGAUCACAGUUACGAGAAGCGCAUGACAAGCUCGAUCAUCAUAAACAACUCGUGGACAGAUAUCUCGUCGCUGACAAGGGCUUCUCUGUGGAAGACAGCAUUGUUCUUAUGAACAUCAAAAACCAGGCGCCAAACUCAGAGCCUGUUUCGCUUAAUGAGGCCAAGAAAUCGGACAAGGUGAAGAAAAACAGACAGAAGCUUAUGCGAAAACAUCAGAAUGAAAAUUGACGCUAUGAAGCGCUUCAUUUUUUUGGGAUCAUCUGCCCCUAAUACACUACUACUGACUGAUUUACAUCAUUUGUGUGCUUACAUGUUAUUGACUGAAAUGACUGAGAGAAAACCAUGAGAAUAAUGAUAACUUUUGAACGAGAAACCCGUGCUAAUAUUCCACUUAAAAUCUAUGGACGCUAGUUUCGAAUACCAGGAAGUUAUGAUUUCUGAAGUGACGUCAUUAUGAACAGACUGAAUGUUGUUGACAUUAUAAUGAGGUCGAGAAUAAAUUGCUGCUCCGUUCCACAGAUUAGGCUUCGAAAGUCCUAAAAGAUGUUUUAAGGGUUUUAUUUAUUUAUUUAUUAUUGAUUUGGUAAUGUUAGUAGGCCUCUCCAACUUGAUAUUUAAGAAUUUGAAAAUAUUAUUUGAACUAUUGUUGUGCUUUUGUUUUAUAUAUUGUUAGGCUGUAUAUGAUUUUUGGUUCUGAACGUAUGUAAAUAGUUGUUUCUGUUUUAAAAGUUUACGAAUAUUUCCUCCUAUAAUCCAAAUGUAUCAAAAACAGUACUUGUGUAUCCAUCACAUGUAUCAAUACAUGUACAUAUGUCAUUAUGUAUCAAUAUUGAUUUCAACGCAAAUUUUGUAUAUCCGGUGUCAUCAAAUAGGUAAAAGAGAAUCAAUUAUUUUAGCAGAAAUAUCAACGUGACGUUUAAUAUAAAAUCAUCCAUGAAUAUCUUGAUUUUUUAGAAAAUAUUGGUAUGCAAAUAAGAACUUUUUUUGUAAGUAUGAUCUAACGUGACAAAAAUUAAUUACAAAAUGUAUUUUCUUCAUUAUACUAAGAAAAGAAUGUUUCUUUGAGCAAUCAUACUCGAACUUCGAUUGAUUAUUCCACUCUCAUAAUAUCAACAGAAAAUUUUAGAUAUGCUUCCCAGGGCAUUCAAAACACGGCCCAAUCGAAGUUUGACUAUUAUUGCUUUUGUACAAAGUAUCUAAAUGUUAAUACUUGACGCUUCGCGCUGUUACGUGAUAAUUUCCCGAAGAAGUCAUAAAUGCAUAUUCGCUAGACGUGGCUCUAAAUGCUGCCAGACAACGCCAUUUUUUGUUACUAUUUAUAGUAACAUAGCUAUUACUAAAAAAAGAAUUAGGUAUAUUUUUGUGUCAGUCAUCGUUAUUGUAAACGCAUGUAGCGACUGUAAAAUACAUGUCAACUUCAUCUUGAAAGGCCUGUAUCUCCUUUGUUAUUAUUUUAUUAAGACAUGUGUAAUCAGAGCUUCAUUCAGCGGUAUGUUGCUAGAAGUGAUUUCGUUUUCUUUGUGGAUAAAUUAAUAAAAAAUGGCGAAAUCACA